Messenger RNA from Esox lucius (northern pike), 2198 nucleotides. RefSeq names its product solute carrier family 41 member 2a (gene slc41a2a). The coding region runs from base 166 to 1731 and encodes 521 amino acids. Gene Ontology annotation, biological process: monoatomic cation transport. The transcript is spliced from 11 exons. The record is from RefSeq and is a predicted model, not a curated record. Gene Ontology annotation, cellular component: plasma membrane. Lineage: Eukaryota; Metazoa; Chordata; Actinopteri; Esociformes; Esocidae. Gene Ontology annotation, molecular function: monoatomic cation transmembrane transporter activity.
AGCAGAGUGAAAGAACAACGGUGGAGUAGGCCUAUCUACUUCUCCAAAAUCUAUUUAUAUGUAAUAUGCUAUGGUUUCACACUUUAGUCAUAUCAACAGAUAAGUUCAGGUGGGGAAACGCUUUCUUCCAAGAAACAGAAGAAGUGUCCGACUCACUCAGAACACAUGACUGUUCCCAUGGCCACCAACGGGCCUCAUCAUGACCAACUGGUCCCGAGUGACAUUGUGGACUCAGGAAAGCACAACGGACGCCACUAUGGGUCCUGCCGAGUGCCCGAGGCACCACAACCGGAGGGACGCCAUCAGCUCCUGAACAAAGCUCAGUCUCCAUCCAGCAGAAGCCCCUCCAGUGGCCUGGGUUCGUAUGUAGAGACGGCCCCGUUGCUCUCCAAUGGACACUUCCCCGGCUCCAAGGUCAAUGAGGACCCAGAGGAUUGCGGCGCCCAGGGCGGUUUUCCAGAGGCACCCGUUGAGUCUGUUCGGUCCAUGGUGCUGCAGAUUCUGAUGCCCUUCCUACUGGCUGGACUGGGGACAGUGUCUGCUGGGAUGCUACUGGAUGUAGUUCAGCAUUGGGGGGUGUUCCAGAGAGUAACAGAGAUCUUCAUCCUGGUGCCAGCUCUACUGGGUCUGAAGGGAAACCUGGAGAUGACACUUGCCUCCAGACUCUCAACGGCAGUGAAUGUGGGAAGAAUGGAGUGUGCCAGAGAGAAGUGGAGUUUGAUUAUUGGGAACCUGGCACUUAAACAGGUGCAGGCCACAGUGUUGGGUCUCCUGGCUGCCCUGGCAGCAUUGUUCUUGGGUUGGGUAUUGUCAGGAGAGGUGUUACUCAGCCACGCUGCUCUCCUCUGCUCAGCCAGUGUAACUACAGCCUUCAUGGCCUCCUUGCUGCAGGGGAUUAUCAUGGUGGGAGUGAUCACUGGCUCCAAGAGGAUGGGCAUCAACCCAGACAACGUGGCCACGCCCAUUGCUGCUAGCUUUGGUGACCUGAUCACCUUGGCCAUCCUGGCAGGCUUCAGCCAGGGCCUCUAUGAAUGCAUUGAGUUGUAUCCCUAUGUUUCAUACCUGGUGUGUCUGUUCUUCCUCUGCCUGACUCCACUGUGGGUCGUCAUCUCUUCCCGAAACCCAGCCAGUCGCAUUCUGCUCUACACAGGCUGGGAACCGAUCAUCACUGCCAUGGUCAUUAGCAGUCUUGGAGGGCUCAUCCUGGACACAACUGUAUCAGACCCAAACAUGGUGGGAAUGAUACUGUACACACCGGUUAUAAAUGGUAUUGGGGGAAACUUGGUUGCCAUCCAGUCCAGUCGUAUUGCCACAGAUCUGCACCUCCACUGCUUACCGAGGCAGGUGCCUGAGAAUCGCAGAAGCUGCUACUACCCCUGCCGCACCUUCUUUGGCUCAGGAGCCAAUCAACGGUCCGCCCAGGUGCUGCUCGUUUUGGCCAUCCCUGGUCACCUGAUCUUCCUGUACACCAUCCACCUGAUGAAGGGCAGCACCGUCGGCCCAACAUUUGUCUUCAUCACCUUCUUCUUGGCUGCCGCUCUCCUACAGGUCCUCACUCUGCUGUGUGUUGCUGACUGGAUGGUCCAUUUUCUGUGGCGGACGGGGAGGGACCCUGACAGUUACUCCAUCCCCUACCUUACAGCUCUGGGGGAUCUAUUGGGAACUGGCCUCCUGGCCCUGGCCUUCUUUCUGCUGUGGCUCGUAGGAGAGCAGGUUUCCACUGGAGAUUGACAACCUGGUUGCUGCAUCUUCUCCACUUCUUCUUUCUUUCUGCCUGGGUGAAGACAUUUUCGAUGCUUUCACCAAUCCAAACUUUUCAGACUUUGAUUGUUUCAAUGAAUGGUUGGUUUCAUUUAGAUAAAAACUGUGAUAAAGCAAAGCAUUAGGAAGUUGCAAGCUCUAAAUAUGGCAGCCAAAUUAUUUAAAAUUUCUCAGAGUGGGUUCUCUUUAGAAUUUAUUUCAGUUACUUCAAUUGGCAUUUUGGAUAUUAAAUGAUGUGCCUUUUCAAUGAAGGGGAUGUACAUGCAGUUAUAUAUUGUCAGCACGUAGCAUUGUUACAUUUCUUUAUAUAAAAAAUACUUUCAAACCACAUACAUUGGUGUCUUUUGACAAUAUGAUGAAAGAAGAUUGUUAGUUAUUUUUUCUGUGACUUGCUGUGUUUGUUAUUGCAUUGUUUUGUGUGAGUUACAAAUGACUGA